CUGUUCACCAGUAGUGUCUCAGGCGAUAUUCGGAGUGGUAGUGGAUAGGAGAAUUUCAACUUUUAACAUUGUUUGUAGUGCUUUAAGGUGAUACAGGCCUAUUCUGUUUGUUUCAUUAGGUUUACGAGUUCUGCGAAAUAGCUAAUUGAAGGAAGGAAGAUGGACGGCGAGGGGGGCCAGGCGGGGGCGGCCGUGCUGGUGAUGGGGGCCUACAAGAUGUACUCUGCGCCCAACAUCGUCUUACGUGGUCUCAACAUGACGGUGCCGCAGGGCUGCAUAUAUGGGUUACUUGGUCCCAGUGGGUGUGGUAAAACAACCUUACUCAGCUGCAUCGUGGGUAGGCAACGUUUGGAUGCAGGAGAGAUUUAUGUGAAAGCAAGGAGUAAAAAGAACAUAGGAUACAUGCCUCAGGAUCUAGCUUUGUAUAGGGAGUUUAGCAUAGAGGAAACUCUAGUCUUUUAUGGUAAUUUAUUUGGGAAAACCAGAGCCGAAAUAAACAAACGGACACAAGAAUUGAUAAAACUUCUUGAACUACCAGAAGCUCACAACACAUUAGAUACACUCAGUGGAGGUCAGCAGAGGAGGGUUUCAUUCUGCGUGGCACUGUUACACAACCCCCAACUGCUCAUCUUGGACGAGCCAACCGUCGGUGUCGAUCCAGUCCUCAGUCACAAUAUCUGGCAACACCUAGUGCAACUAGCGACAAAAGAACAUAAAACAAUUGUAAUUACAACACAUUAUAUUGAGGAAGCAAGACAAGCAAACGUGAUUGGUCUGAUGAGGGAGGGAGUUCUCCUGGCUGAAGAGUCACCCCUCAGUCUGAUGAGGACUCACAAUUGCGAUAACCUUGAGCAGGCCUUCCUCUAUCUAAGCCAAAAACAGUCCACCAUCCAGACCACAGAGGAACUUCAGGCGUUAGAAUACUAUCCAACAACCAGAAAUAAAACAUCAUCACCACUAGAUGACAAAAUGGAAAUCAAACUAUGCAGGGUAAAAGCUCAUCUAAUAAAAACUGUUUAUUGGAUGAAGAGAAAUGUGCCAAUAAUGAUGUUCCUCAUGAUGCUACCAGUAGUGCAGUGUGUACUGUUUAAUCUUUGCAUUGGACAAGACCCUAAGGGACUAUACAUCGCAGUGGUGAACGAGGAGACCCCACAGGGACUGAAAGAGUGUGACUCCAUGGGGUUGUCGGGCUGCCAUAUUAACUCGCACCUUAGCUGUCGAUACCUCCACAAACUCAGGGACAAGACUAUUAACUUGAUCGAGUUUGAUACUUUGGAAGAAGGAGUUGAGGCUGUAAGGAAGAAUGAUGCAUGGGGUCUAAUGCACUUUACGCAUAAUUACACCAAUACAUUGAUGGAACGAGUGAACUUCACUAGAGAUGCAAGCAAUUUGUCUAUAGAUCUCAGCGAAGUCAACAUCUGGAUGGAUAUGUCAAAUCAGUACAUAGGAAAUCUUCUGAGACGUGACCUUCUGUUUGGUUUCAUCUCAUUCCUUACAGAGGUGUUUGAGGAUUGUGGUUGGCCAAAGGCAGCAGCUGGCAUUCCAAUAAACUUUAAAGAUGCUGUUUAUGGAUCUAAUAAUCCAAGCUUUGUCCACUUCACCACACCAGCUAUAGUUAAUUUAUUUGAAUUUUAUUUACCUAUGAUGUUUACUGUGGGGGCAAUUCUGAUGGAGAAAAUGCAAGGCCUUUUGGAGAGAAGUUUGGUUGCUGGUACUACCCUUGUGGAACUCCUGGUCACCCACGUGUUGGUACAACUAAUUGUCCUUGCAAUCCAGACCCUUCUCAUGAUGAUCGUCUGCUUUGUCAUCUUCGACAACCCCAUGGUUGGAAGCAUAACCCUAAUUUGUAUACUGUUACUACUGAUUGGAAUGAGUGGAAUGUGUUAUGGAUUUAUGGUGGCUGUUUUUUGUGAUUCUGACACUUCUGCCACGUUCAUGGGUCUAGGAAGUUUCUUCCCUCUUUCCAUGCUAAGUGGGAUGGUGUGGCCAAUGGAGGGCAUGCACUAUGUCCUCAAGUCCAUUGGCUGGUUGUUGCCACUCACCCUUUCUACCGAAGCAUUCCGUGGCAUCUCUGCACGAGCCUGGGGUCUAUCCCACCCAGCAGUGUAUCGUGGCUUCAUCUCCUGUCUGGGUUGGAUAGUCUACUUCAUGUUGAUAACUGUCCUCAUAGUCAAGUGGCGUAAAGGUCUUGGAAGCAAAUAAUUUGAAUUUUUUCCCAACAGUGGAAUUUUAAUGGUAAAAUUUAAUUUUGUAACUUCUGUACAUAUUCACAUUUUGUUAUACCUUUUAAUUAGCAUAAUAAAGAUAUUUUGUUAUUUAUU
Molecule: messenger RNA, 2321 nt
Organism: Homalodisca vitripennis (glassy-winged sharpshooter)
Lineage: Eukaryota; Metazoa; Arthropoda; Insecta; Hemiptera; Cicadellidae
Product: ABC transporter G family member 23-like
Exons: 16
Coding region: 160-2202 (680 amino acids)
Cellular component (GO): membrane
Molecular function (GO): ATP hydrolysis activity; ABC-type transporter activity; ATP binding
Source: RefSeq, a predicted model, not a curated record